Molecule: messenger RNA, 705 nt
Organism: Dioscorea cayenensis subsp. rotundata (Guinea yam)
Lineage: Eukaryota; Viridiplantae; Streptophyta; Magnoliopsida; Dioscoreales; Dioscoreaceae
Exons: 2
Coding region: 1-705 (234 amino acids)
Source: RefSeq, a predicted model, not a curated record
AUGGAGAAGAAAAAGGAGCAAGAAAUUAAGGUUGUUGAGAAUCCGGCAAGGGAAAGUGAGCCUACUCCGAUUGUUGAAAAGAGAAUAUUGCCACCAUUGAAGGAGUAUGUUCCCAACCUCCCUUACCCAUCAAGAUUUAAGAAUGAUCAUAUGAAUGAACACUUCAAGAAAUUUCUGGACUUGUUAGAGCCAUUGCACAUUAAUGUACCGUUUGCGGAAGCCUUGUCUCAAAUUCCAAAGAGACUUGGACUUUUUGACCUUCAACCAACUAGGAUGACAUUACAACUAGCUAACGACUCGAUUAGACAUCCUAGAGGAAUUAUAGAAGAUGUUAUGGUUAAGGUUGACAAAUUUAUUUUCCUGGUAGAUUUUGUGAUUCUAGAUGUAGAUGAGGAUGUUAAAGUUUCUCUCAUUCUUGGUAGACCAUUCCUAGCCACCUCCCAAGCCCUCAUUGAUGUUAGUAAUGGUAAAAUGAUGCUUAGGGCUGGGGAUGAGGAAGUUAUGUUUGCUUUAUCUGAUGCAAUGAAACAUCCUUCUUCUUUUGGUGAUACAUGCUAUUUACUUAAUAUAACUUACCCACUACUUGAUGAAUGUCUGCAGGAAACAUUACACAAAGUGCCUUUCGAGGAGUCAUUGGAUGACCCUCAAAUUGAAGAGACCACCUCGGUUCUUACGCCUACCAUUAUUGAGGAAAUCACGCGAUAG